Messenger RNA from Bactrocera dorsalis (oriental fruit fly), 2821 nucleotides. RefSeq lists its product as uncharacterized. The coding region runs from base 545 to 1933 and encodes 462 amino acids. The transcript has a single exon. The record is from RefSeq and is a predicted model, not a curated record. Lineage: Eukaryota; Metazoa; Arthropoda; Insecta; Diptera; Tephritidae.
CGUACAUGAUGAUGAUCAAGAUUUUCAGCGAAUUAUUUUCCGAAAAUCUCCCAAUAGUCCACUACGCGACUUUAAAUUAAAAACAGUUACCUUUGGCGUAAACUGUGCCCCAUACCUCGCCAUUCGUACACUCCACGAGCUGGCAGAAGACACAAAGUCAGAAUUUCCUCUGGCAACACAAGUGUUGAAAACACAAACGUAUGUAGUCGACAUUCUGUCCGGAAGCCACAAUCUUCCACAGGCAUACGAGUCACUAGCACAAGUGACACAAGCGCUCAAUACAGCAGGGUUUCCGUUGAAAAAGAUAACGGCGAACCACCCUAAUAUUUUAAAAGACAUACCUAAAGAAAAUCUUUUAGACACUAAUUUCCUUAAAUUCGAAAACGAAAGCACAACAAAAACUUUGGGGAUACAAUGGAAUGCGAUAUCUGACCAGUUUUCAUACACUAAUGAGUCAAUAUCCGCACUAUCAGCUGUAACAAAGAGGCAAAUAUUAUCCUCGGUGGCAAAACUUUUCGACCCCGCAGGAUGGCUUUCGCCAAAUAUGAUACAAGCAAAAAUUCUAAUACAAGAAUUGUGGCUAGACGGAACUGACUGGGAUGAACAAGUGAAACCACUUCGUUUAGAAAAGUGGUCCCAGUUCGCGGGUAAUCUGAAUGAUAUCUCACAGAUACAAAUCCCACGAUGGAUAAAUUAUGCCCCAGAGCACAAAGUCGAACUACAUGGCUUCUGUGAUGCCUCUGAAAAGGCAUAUUGUGCCACCAUCUAUGUGCGCACACAAUCUGACACAGCGACCACCAGUCACCUACUGGUAGCCAAAGCAAAGGUGGCUCCGCUAAAAACAAUAAGUCUGCCACGACUGGAACUAUGUGGUGCGCUACUACUAGCCAAACAAGUAUCCAUGGUGAAAACGCAUCUAAAUAUGACCAAAUAUAAAUUGUAUCUCUGGUCUGAUUCCGAAAUUGUAUUAGCCUGGUUAGAAAAACCUCCACAUGCAUGGAAGACGUAUAUUUCCAAUCGAACGUCUCAAAUCCUUGACCUAGUGGGAUCAGCCACUUGGCGACACGUGGCCAGUGCUGACAAUCCUGCUGACCUAGGUACAAGGGGGUUCAAGCCUCUGCACCCUGCAACCACCACUCUUUGGUGGAAUGGCCCUCGAUGGUUAAUAGAAUCCCCAGAUUCUUGGCCACGAUCGCCCAUACGCAAUAUAAUUGCCCCCGAAAGUCGGAAAAUCGACUCCUUUCACACGGCAUUGGAUGAUACUGACAUCCUUGAGCGAUUUUCAUCAUACCCUCGAGCCCUCAGGGUAAUCGCUUAUAUGCUCAACUUCAUAGAGCGACUCAAACUUAGAAUUAAGGGAAUACGCACAGUAUAUCCCCAAGGCGAUACAUUGACGCACCUAGACCUAGAAAAGGCAAAGGUCGCUCUUAUCACUUAUACUCAGUCGCGCCACUUCAGCUGCGAGAUGUCACUACUAAGAGAAUCGAAGCCGAUUGACAAAAAGAGCUCACUCUUAGUACUAAAUCCAUUUCUGGAUACGAAAGGUCUGCUUCGUGCUAAUGGUCGGCUUGCUAACUCAAGCCUGACAUAUAACGAACGCCAUCCUCUAAUAAUACCAGAGAAGUCUCGACUUGCAACAUUGUUACUCAAGUAUAUACAUAUACUAAUGUUGCACGCGGAACAUCGCCUAAUGCAAUAUGUAAUCCGCCAAGAGUUUUAUAUUCCCCUACUUAAGCCUGAAAUAAAAAAGUGCAUUUUCAUGUGCAAGAUCUGCACUAUGCAUAAACAGAAGAUUAGGACGCAGAUUAUGGCAGCACUUCCACCGGAACGCUGCAACUUCGCUCUGCCUUUCACUAUCACAGGUGUUGAUUUUGCUGGGCCUUUUCAGAUAAAGGCGUCCAUGCUAAGGUCUCCUACCCUAAUGAAAGGCUAGGUGGCUGUCUUUGUCUGUUUUACGACAAAAGCAGUGCACCUCGAGCUAUGUACUAAUCUGACAAAAGAGGCUUUUCUCGCGGCAUUUGCUCGCUUCGUCGGACGACGCGGUUUUCCGUCCAAACUUAUGAGCGACAAUGUAAAAACCUUUGUCGGAGCUCAAAGAGCCACAGAAAAACAGUUUGUGGACUUUAUUAAACAAGUCUCCCCUGAGAUUGUACAAAAGUACGCCCCCCAAGGCAUUAAUUGGCAAUUUAUCCCCCCAAGAGCUCCUUAUAUGGGUGGUUUAUGGGAAUCAGCUGUAAAAAGCUUCAAAUCCCACUUAAAAAAAGUAGCUGGAAACUACAAAUUUAAUUACGAAGAAUUUACAACUCUAUUAAUUCGCAUUGAAGCCGUUCUCAAUUCACGGCCACUAACAACACUCUCGCAAGAUCCCUCAGAUCUCACAGCCCUAACACCAGGGCACUUUCUCAAAGGAGCACCCAUUCUGGCCACACCUGAGCCAGGCGUGGAGUCGCUAUCCUUAUUAAAUCGAUGGGAAAGAAUUAAAAUUCUCCAUCACAAUUUCAGUCGCAGAUGGUAAGAAGACUAUUUAAAGGACCUCCACAAGAGGUAUCGAUGGAAAACAUCAGAAAAUGCGCCAAAGCUUGGAGAUUGUGUACUUAUUAACGACGAUUGUCUCCCACCUACCGAGUGGCGACUUGGCCGUAUAGAAAAGCUCCAUUAUGGCUCAGACGGUCGCAUCCGCGUCGUUGAUCUCCGUACUCAAAGCGGAAUACUCACCAGACCGCUGGUUAAAUUAUGCUUUCUACCAACCGCGGAUAAUAACGAAAAUCCGAUACUAAACAAUCCGAACAUAAUGCCGUAACGCAAAUGAAAAUAAAUCAAU